This is a messenger RNA of Mycena citricolor, 2054 nucleotides long. The record is from the annotation of a GenBank genome assembly. Lineage: Eukaryota; Fungi; Basidiomycota; Agaricomycetes; Agaricales; Mycenaceae.
GUCGGCUCUAUCCAUUGUUACCGUACUUGUGCGCCCAUCGUCUUACCCCAUCCUCUUGACAACCUCAAGACGAGUCUCCACUCUACCUCAUUCUAAAGCCUACAUACCUCCGACAUCCACUUCGUUCACUCGAUAAUUCGUCGCGACGUCUGUUGCAGGCAAUCCAAUGUCAUUUAUGUUACUGUUACGACUCGAUGCGCGCAUCCGUUUUGUAACCCGGGAGACUUAAAGCCUUGUCUCUCAUCAUUCAGCGUCCAUUUCUUCGUGAUAAAUAUUCUUCCCGAGUUCCUGGAUACGCGUCAACGGUGCAGACAGUCAGGCGCCCCUUUGUUUUUUGUGGCACCUGCCCCCUCUUAUUGAAUCAAACCACCACCACCUUGCCUCUCCCACCUACCCCCUCAAAUGCGUUCCGCAUGGCUGAAAGCUUUACACUCACUUAUAUUUCUUCCGCUCGUUUUUGCUGCGUCUGCAGAAGAAUGGUCUAGCAGGUCCAUUUAUCAAAUUGUCACAGACCGUUUUGCCUUGUCCACCAACUCUUCUGCGCCGUGUGACACGUCGAAACGGACAUACUGUGGAGGUACAUGGGCGGGAGUCACCAAUCACCUCGACUACAUCCAGGGCAUGGGCUUUGAUGCGUUAUGGAUCUCACCGGUGGUGGAAAACAUGGAUGGAACGGCCUAUGGUGAUGGGUAUCACGGAUACUGGACGCAAGACCUCAAUACCAUCAGUCCUCACUUCGGCACGAGUGACGAUCUGCAUUCCUUGAUCAAUGCGGUACAUGCUCGAGGGAUGUACAUCAUGUUCGACGUCGUUGUGAAUCAUUUCGCUUCCGUGCCGACCAAUACAACCCCCGGCUUCACGUUCGACUACUCGAAACUAGCUCCGUUCAAUAAUCAGGCACAGUAUCAUCCGCUAUGCUUCAUUUCGGACUACACGAACCAGACAAAUGUUGAGCAAUGCUGGCUGGGCGAUGCUGCUCUGCCCUUGCCGGACAUCAAUACGGAGGAUAGUAACGUUGUGACCACUCUGAAUACCUGGAUCAAGAACCUUGUGUCGACCUACAACAUCGAUGGCUUACGAAUCGACACGGUCAAGCACAUCCGGCGGGACUUUUGGCCCAGUUUCUGUUCGAACGCCGGUGUAUUUACUCUGGGGGAGGUUCUUUCUGACGAUCCCAACUUUGUCGCUCCCUACAUGAGCUCGGUAGAUGCUGUGCUCGACUACCCGACCUGGUACAACCUUCGCAGCGCCUUUGUGAACACGACUGGCAAUCUCUCUGCUCUGACAAACUCGCCAUCCUUGUAUCGUCUCUCCAACUCGUCGACAACUUCGCCUGUGCGCACAGCUGCUUUUCUGGAGAACCAUGACCAAGCCCGAUUCGCGUCUUCUACAUCGGAUAUCUCUCUCACGAAGAACGCCAUGGCGUGGCCGUUCGUUGGGGACGGGAUCCCGAUCAUGUAUUACGGACAAGAGCAGGGCUAUGAAGGAGGCUCGGACCCUUCGAAUCGCGAAGCCCUGUGGCUCAGCGGAUAUGCGACAGGCAAGCCCCUUGUUGCACAUGCGAAAUCCUUGAACGUCGCUCGCAAGCUUGCCAUCGCAGGCAAUGCCAGUUUCCUGUCUGGCGAGGCGACGUGGAUCCCGCAGUCGGACCCGAGUUCUAUCAUGCUCUCAAAACCACCGAUGCUGUCGCUGUUUACGAACAUUGGGACCGCGUCGUCUCGUCAACCAACAUGGACCAUCCCGGCCAGACUGUAUCCUGUCAACAGCACUCUGGUAGACACCCUUUCUUGCCGCAAAGUAGCCGUCAAUGGCACAGGCGGAGACACCUCUGUGACUGCUGUGCAAGGCUUGCCCCAGGUUCUUAUUCCAUUGAGCAUGCUCACUGCCCAGGCCGGGCUCUGUCCCUCGCUCGUAACUUCAGCCCAAAGCGCAGCACCACCGAGUCACCGGAUCUCUCUCUCACUUUUGGUAUCCACACUGUCUAUAUUAGCGUAUUCGUUAGAGCUCUAAUAGCGUAAUUCUGGAAUGCUACAGACCUGUUCUUGAAAAGGAAA